AUGCCACUGGACCUCGGCGACGUGUUUAUCCUGCGGUUCAAGGACCUGCGUCUGGACCGCAUUCACUCCAAAUGCCUGGUCCACGCCAAAGUUGUCGACAACUGGGUACCGGCGGGCGGCAAAGAGAUUUUUGCCACCCUGCUGGAGGACGACAACGGCGACCGGCUGCGCCUGGUAGUGCUGCAGGGCAGGAACGUCGAAAAGUGCGUCAUAGGUGGAAACAAGCAGGAGGAGGGAGCAAGAUUGCCGGAGGAAGUGGAGGGGGGAGGACGAGCGCAGGAAAUAAAGAACGAAGGGACGCAGGAAAAGAAGGUUCAGGACAGCAGCGGAGAUACAUCUCCAACACCUGCAGUCGACAAUACAGAAGAAAGAGAGCAGGCCUCAAGUUCUACUACAAGAACAUCUUCGGGCGGUAGUACUUCUAGUACGGAUGUGGUGGCAGAGAAAAAAGCGCAGGAAAGGAUUAGCACGGAGGCACAAUCGGUUUGUUCGGCAAAAACUGCAUCGGCGUUCACCGCGGCAGAUCGGGUCCAAGGACAAGAUCGCAAUGUCCGGUUCACGCUGGCGGACAUGCAGGGGCAGUUUCCGCCGGGAUCCCGUAUCACCCUGCAGGAGCCGUGGUUCAAGAUUUUGUACGACGGGACGCACGGGCUGCGUGUGGAAAACCUGAACCUCAUGCGGGGGAUCCAGAUCGUUGGCCUGAUAAACGACGAGAACAAGAAGUCUGCAGCAGUUCCCGCGGCUGCUAGUGCUGGUGCUGGCCGCCAACAGGCGAGCGCGUCCUCGUCUGUUCGAUCUACACCUGAAGACGAGGUCACAUUAUGAACAAUAACUGAACAUCAAUCAUUCCAAUUGUAGUGACGGAGAUCAUGUUGUUGCUGUUCCUGUUGAGUAACAGAAAUUUCAAAGUGAUGUGCAUCUGCAUGGUGCAUGAUGGUCGUGCAGUUCUCACAGUAGAGUCUAACUACAUUCGACGAAGAGACCGGUGGCUGUUCAAAAAGCGUUUCCAAUCUCCACACAGGUUGCAGACCGUGUUUCGAAGCUGCAGGAGCAGGGCAAAAUUUGCGUCCAGCGGAUGGACUUCGAUCAGGCGCUUCAACUGUACGACCUCGGUCUGCAGGUGAUGACGUCCAACGAAACAUUGUCUCGUUUGCGGAAGGAAAAAGCGCCGCUGUUCCACAGCAACCGGAGCCUGUGCUUCUUGAAAAAGAAAAUGUUCAAAAGCGCGGCAGAAGAAGCAGAAAAAGCCGUGAAAACGGAUCCGGGGUUUCUGAAAGGCUACCUGCGCGCCAGCGAAGCCUGGGAAAAACUGGGAAAGCACGUACUACGCCUGAUAUGAUUUCUGUAACUGUGGUCUUUCUUGUUCGAAUCCAAGGAGUGGAGUAGCAUCCAGUUGCUCCCGCUUUGAAUCGCGAACAAAUUUUGAACUACGCGAGGGAGCAACGCUUGGGUUUUUUAUUGUUUGAUUCCUUCUACUACAGCUAGAGAGCUAGCAGGGAAUUUCUUUUUCGAAGCGACGCACUCCUGGGACCCCGUUUUUUCAUUCAGAUUCAAUCGUUUCCCCACGGUUAAAGUCAAAUGUAAAUCUGUUUCAUUCCGCAGGGCCGCGCCGUGGAGGUACUGCUGCAGAUCCCGACGCUGGUGGACCGUCCGAGCGUGGCGAGCGGCGCGCAGCAGGACCAGCUUCGGCCACACAUCCAGCUGACCAAAGCGGACCAGGACUUGCUGUACACUCUGUUCAAGCAGUCGUGUGUGCUGCCGACCACCCCCAGUGCGGUCCUGCGGGUGCUGCAGGAAACGGACGACAAGUUGUGGACCCUGUCCCCCAAGUACUUUCUGGAGGUGUGCGACUUCGCGGUGAAGACCUUUCUGCUGACGAAAUUUCAGUCCGCCCAGCGGAAGUCCAUCGACAUGCCCGACGAGGAGCUGGACGACGCCAUCGCGGAGAACCCGGCACUGCAAGCGGAACUGCGCGACGACUUGGAGAAGCGCCAGCGCGUGAAGGAAAAAAUCCAGGAAACCGCCCUGAAACAGGAGGAGGAGGUCGUGCGCUUGGUGCCGGUGUUCCUCACGAAACUCGAACGCUACCACGCGCUCGCGGUCCUGUUUGACGCCAAGGAGAUCGACAUUGCCUGCAAAAAUAAAGCCGACGUUGGAACGACGACGAGGAGUACAACGAGUGCGAGUACUAGCGAUGUCAAGAACCCUUCUUCGUCCACGAGGAAGGACAGCAAAAAAAGUGGUGCACAACAGGAGCAGCCGGUGGUAAAAGUCUCUUUGGUGGCCCGCUUUGAGCGGAUGCGGAAGGAUUUGCUGUCCAUUCUGCCGCAAAAGGAAGAAUCUGCUGCUGAAGUAGCUGAAAAUAAACUAGCUAAAACCUCCCACGAACAACAAAAAGAAGAAACAGGGACGAUGAAAACUGACAGGGAACAAGAUGAUGCGAAAAGAACUACAGUAGAUGGGAUGGAAAACAAGAGAAUUUCUGACGCAUUAAGCGGCGGCUGA
Amoebophrya sp. A120 is the source of this 2505-nucleotide messenger RNA. The record is from the annotation of a GenBank genome assembly. Lineage: Eukaryota; Dinophyceae; Syndiniales; Amoebophryaceae.